AUGAUGUCCUUUCCUGUGUUCCGACAUACCGGCCCCUGGAACGAAAUAAGCAGACAAGAUCGCGGGCUCCAUUUCGUAGAGUCCUACGCCACGGAAAUCACCUCAGACCUUACCUUGCCUUACUCAUCUACCAAAUUUUUCUCUCCUUCCUGCACUUUCUACGAUGCCACCGAUGUAACCUACAAAGGGGCAGGCGAUAUUAAGUCGUGGAUGCAACGCUUGUUUUCUCCGUUCGACAAACUCGAGUUCGCUGUUAUUAGCUGUCUUUCAAUCAACGAGUCAGACCCGAGAGACAAGAAGCCGAAGUACACUGUUAUCGGGGAAUUCCUUGGGAAACACUGGUUCAAGGGUGACCCGGAGCCGAUUUUGGCACCAAGAGUUAUGAUUUUCAACAUCGAUGUUAGUGAAACGGAAGAUGGGUUCGACGGCCUUCAAUACUCAAGUGUCCGGUUAUACUGGAAUACAUCGCUUGUUAGAGAUGAGAGGAUGAGAAGAGCACAGACUAAGGACAAGGCAUGA
Molecule: messenger RNA, 519 nt
Organism: Penicillium daleae
Lineage: Eukaryota; Fungi; Ascomycota; Eurotiomycetes; Eurotiales; Aspergillaceae
Exons: 1
Coding region: 1-519 (172 amino acids)
Source: RefSeq, a predicted model, not a curated record